Fusarium mangiferae is the source of this 1809-nucleotide messenger RNA. RefSeq lists its product as uncharacterized. Lineage: Eukaryota; Fungi; Ascomycota; Sordariomycetes; Hypocreales; Nectriaceae. The record is from RefSeq and is a predicted model, not a curated record. The coding region runs from base 1 to 1809 and encodes 602 amino acids. The transcript is spliced from 10 exons.
AUGGCAGCAGACUUGGUGGUUGGCAUCGACAUUGGGAUGACCGGCACUGGGGUUGCCUAUCAAUCGAAAAGCGAUGCAGAACCAAUAGCUUUCACAUGGGGCAGAGACGUAAAAGUUCCCACUAGGCUCUUUUACAGUGACCGUCAUCAGCCGCCAAAGCUCGUUGGAUGGGGACUAGAAGUACCCGAUGAUUCCCAGAAGCCGUUCGCGACUCGAGAGUUGUUCAAGGUAGACUUUGGCAACAGAGACAGAAACCACAUACAUGUCGAAAACCUCUACACCGAUUUCCUUCGUUGUUUAUACCAGGAAUUGAGACUCAGACAGUUUACACCACAGAUUUUAGGAGGGAAGUCCUUCGAAGAUUGCACCAUUCACUUUUUAUUCAGUGUUCCCGCAACAUGGGACCCAGCUCUGGUGAGCAACUUCAAACAACUUAUUUCUAACGCCGGAUUUGACGACGCCAAAGACCACACUGUCUAUGUGUCCAUGACUGAGCCACAAGCGGUUGCUGCCUUCCAGAUGUGCGGAUCGCAGUUGUCCAAACAAGCCAAGGACGGCGACAAAGUCUUAAUCGUCGACGCUGGUGGCGGUACCAGUGACUUUUGCUUGCUGGAGGUCCAAGACACAUUCCAUGGGACAUCUAAGGUCCAUAAGUCAUCUCAGGCCAUCGAGAUACAGCCAGUAUCUGCUUGCGGAUUUGGUUCCGCCAACAUUGAUGAGGGUUUCCAAAACUUGGUGAAAGAACACGUCAAAAGUUACAGAGCCCAUCUUCAUAAAUCACCCGAACAAGUUGCUUGGCAUGUGCGAGAUACCGACGAAUAUCGAGAUUGCAAGCAUAGCCUUGGCACCAAGAGUUUUGAAGACUUCGCGUUUGAAAUCCCUUUCCAAAAGACUGAUGCAGGCAUAUCAGCAAGCCUUGCCCGGCUCGAUCCUUUUAUCCUCACGGAGACUUCCAUGGCGUCUCUGUUCGAUACACAGAUUGAUCGGAUCAAGGAAGUAACAAGAUCAUUUCUCACAGACCUCGAGAAAAGAGAAGAGGCUGCGGACACCGGCCGUAAUAUUGUCAUACUAGCUGGCGGUUUGGGAAGUUCUCCCUACUUCAAGGGCAAGAUUCAGCAGCUGGUCGCCGCAUCCCUGGCCAAAUUGGGAGGGAAGACCGAGGUAUUCGCCUCGGAUAGCCCGCGCCUCGCAGUGUGCCUGGGCUUGAUCUAUCAUGCUGGGCGUAGCCCACAGCUUUUCCCCCGCCGGCUGCACCGAGUCAGCUUGGGCAUAGCGUCACAACGGUUGAAGAACGCGAUAAAGCAGAGUCGCCUGGAACUUUUCGUCAAGAAAUCUCUUUUCCAUCUUUCGAUGGGUGGAAAGGCGGAGAAAGCAGUUGACUGGAUUGCCCUCAAGGGGACACCCGUCGGCGACCUGGGCUUUUUCACGGUUACCCAGAAAGCUAAGUUUAGCGCAGACCUCCCACCGGAGAAGCGGAUUUGGGAAGUCGCUAUUCUCACUAGCUUCGAGAGUGACACACAGCAGUUGAUGGUCGAGGACAACUGCCGUGUCCGUUCGAUCCUAAAUAUCGAUCUUUCGCGAGCGCCUCAAUUAUCGGGGUCGACGGGGGCUCGGGAAGCGCUUUCGAGACUCCGUCUGGCCUCAAAGCGCGACGUCGUGAUCGAAGUUACCGUCGUGGUGCAGGUCGGGCUGGCCACCAUCGAGUUCCAGUGGAUUGAUUCGAAAGGGUUUCGCUGCAGUGAUCCCAUCAGUAUCCCGACAGGCGAUGAGCGCCUUCCAUCCACCGACGCCGUGUAUGAAUUGAGCUGA